Jaculus jaculus (lesser Egyptian jerboa) is the source of this 909-nucleotide messenger RNA. It is a transcript of the gene Mettl5, whose product is annotated as methyltransferase 5, N6-adenosine. Gene Ontology annotation, molecular function: nucleic acid binding; rRNA (adenine-N6-)-methyltransferase activity. Lineage: Eukaryota; Metazoa; Chordata; Mammalia; Rodentia; Dipodidae. Gene Ontology annotation, biological process: rRNA methylation. The transcript is spliced from 7 exons. The coding region runs from base 218 to 886 and encodes 222 amino acids. The record is from RefSeq and is a predicted model, not a curated record.
CACGCGGGCGUUUCCGGUGCAGCGGUGAGGGGCGCCUCCGGGGCUGUGGGGACGUAGCGCGAAGUGUAGGGGCAGCUUGGAAUCCCCAGGUGGGAUUCCAGCGCUCCGCCCCGGGCCUACGUGCCGUGCGUGGGAGGGAGUAUAUAUAUUGCUCGCCUUCCGUGCACCUCCCUGCGGGUCCUGUGCGGUGAAGCCCUGUGAGGCUGCAGGGGGAGAAAUGAAGAAGUUAAGGCUGAAGGAAUUAGAGAGUCGCCUGCAGCAAGUGGAUGGAUUCGAAAAGCCCAAGCUGCUUCUAGAACAGUAUCCGACCAGGCCGCACAUUGCAGCAUGCAUGCUCUAUACAAUCCAUAACACAUAUGAUGAUAUUGAAAACAAAGUGGUUGCUGAUCUAGGAUGUGGUUGCGGAGUACUUAGCAUCGGAGCUGCAAUGUUAGGAGCAGGGUUGUGUAUUGGAUUUGACAUAGAUGAAGAUGCAUUGGAAAUAUUUAAUAGAAAUGUGGAAGAGUUUGAGUUAACAAAUGUUGAUAUGGUUCAGUAUGAUGUGCACUCAUUAUCUAACAGAAUGUCCAAGUCAUUUGAUACAGUCAUCAUGAAUCCUCCCUUUGGAACCAAAAAUAAUAAAGGGAUGGAUAUGGUUUUUCUAAAGACAGCUUUGGAUAUGGCCAGAACAGCAGUAUAUUCUUUACACAAAUCCUCAACUAGAGAACAUAUUCAAAAGAAAGCCAUGGAAUGGAAAAUAAAGAUAGAAAUUAUUGCAGAGCUUCGUUAUGACCUGCCAGCAUCAUAUAACUUUCAUAAAAAGAAAUCAGUGGACAUUGAUGUGGACCUAAUUCGGUUUUCUUUUCAAAAGCCUCCAAAGACAAAAAGCAGCUUAAAAUCUAACUAAGAUGAAUAAAAAAAUUAUUUACU